AUGCUCGAUGCCUCUGACACCAUCUCGGCCCGCCGUCAGCGCAAGUCGCGCUCGCGGUCGUCUGGGGUGGCGGUGAAGGCGGAGGUGAAGGCGGCGGCCAAGGCCGGGUCGAGCAAGGGCAAGAGCAAGGGUAGGUCGAGCAAGAGUGGAGCAGACCCGGCGAGGUCGGAAGAGCCAAGGUCGGCAGAGGCGAGAGACGCCGGGCAGCCAAAGCUGUUCGCGGCGGCGGGCUUUGUCUCGGGCGCGGUGCUACGGCAGGCGCCGAACCAGCGUGUCCCGCGCCCACCGCCGAUGCCGCCGCCAUCGCUCAUGGCUGGGGCGGCAAGUGGGGGUGUUGGCGGAGUGGAUCCGGCGCAGAUGCCACUGAGGGCGCUGCUGCCAAAGAGCGUGCCGCUGGCGGCGGCGUCAGACACAACCGGAGUGGUCAGUAUCGAGCCUGGCGCAAGAGCCAGCCUGCCGCCGCUUCCCUCCGCAGAUGCUCGCGGGGCGUGGUGGGCAAGCCCAUCCGCCGCGGACUCGCAGCCGCUGACGGUCGCCGAGCAUCCCGGUGGGCCGACCGCCGAUGCAGCACUCUUUCCCAGCAACGCAGGCAUUGCGCUCGCGCCGCAGGAGGCCAUCAGACAUACACCUCCGGCCGUCUCGACCGUUGUGGUCGGCUCUGUUCACGACCCGCCUCCAUCGGCGGCGGUCCUCCCGGCGCAGGCCCUUGUUCCGCCGCCACGGUCAGCCGACGCGCCGCACCCGGCGACCAAGGCCGGGCGGGCGCAGGAGUGGCUGGACCGGGCGCGGGCCGAGCUGCCGCAUGUCUUUGAGCUCGCCGACGUGCUCUCGCCACUGGCACGGACAUCCCACGUCGGAGGCCAGUACCGAGUCGGGUCGGCGCGGCUUGUGGCCGAGCUCGACGACGAGCACCUGAUUUUUGGCCUCGUAGCCGAGUAUCUGCAGCAUAUCGGCAAGAGCGCGUCGCCGUUGGCCGGUGCGGCUGCAGCUGCUGCAGAGCUCCUGGUCUCGGCCCCGGGCUACGAGCCGCGGCUACCAGCGGCCCAUCCGCGGCUAGAUGGGGCGCCGCGGCUGACGGCCGCGCUGCGCCUUGCCGGCGAGUCUGGGCUCGCGCUUUGGGCGCCUCAGGGCGAGGCUCCCAGCGGAGCUGCGGAGCUUGAUCCGCUGCUAGACACACUGGGUGUCGAGCGGCGGGUCAUCUCUGCCUAUGAGCGCGGAGCGCUGCUUUCGUCACCGUUCCGCAAGGUCGACCCGGCGGUCGAGCGAGCGAGGGAGAAGGAGCGGGCGAUGUGGGUGUCGGGCAAGCGCGGCCGGAGCCGCGAUGAGCCCAGUGACUCGAUGAAGGUCAAUAUCUGGGACGCGCGCGACGAGGUCAACACGCAUUUGACAUGGACGGCGUCGGGCGACAUCGAGUCCGGCACGCUCAACGCGCUUGUCCUCGCGGCAACGCAGCCGCAGCGGUACGACACCACGUUUGUGGAGGCGCUGCUAAUGACGUUCCCGUCGGUGGCCCCGGUGGCAUGUCUCAUCACCAAGCUGAUGGAGCGGUUCAACGUGCCGGACUCGCUCGACGACGACGGGACGCGAGUGGUGGACGCGGUCGAAGCGCGGGCCAUCCAGGCGCGGGUCCUAGACGUUGUCGAGCGGCUCUUCUCCGAGUACCCAUACGUGCUUGAGCAGGGCGAUGUGCAGGCGCUGGUGCACUUUCUGGAGUCGGUCGCGCCACGGGCCGGGUGGCAAGCUGCGAGCGAGCGGCUGAUGGGUAUGCUCCGCGAGCUGCAGGCCGGACGGCGGGCGGUGGCCGGGCCAGCACAGUUUGACACGUCGGCGCCCGCGCUGCUGAUGUCGGGCAAGGCGGCGAUCGAGCCGGGCGACUCUGUGCUGGCGAUGAAUCCUGUGGAAGUCGCGCGGCAGCUGACACUCAUUGAGUACGAUCUGUUUGCAGCGAUCCGGCCGACCGAGUUCCUCGGCCUCGCCUGGUCCGAGCCGCACCUCCGCGACAAGGCGACGAACCUGAGACGGGCGACAGCGCGGUUCGAGGCGGUCUCGUUCUGGGUGGCGACGACGAUUCUUCGCCAGCCGUCGAAGCACAUGCGCGCCGGGGCGAUCACGUUCUUCAUCAGGGUGGCGACGGCGUUCCGGGCUCUCAACAACUUCUCGGGCGUCAUGUGCGUUCUGGCGGCACUCUCCAACUCUGCUGUCUCGCGACUCAAGUUUACCUUUCCGCUCCUGCAGCCCGAUGUGGUGGAAGAGCGCGAGGCGCUAGACAAGCUGCUCUCGGUCGAGUUCAACUCGAAGCGAUACAAGGAGGCGCUGCGGUCAUGCAACCCGCCGUGCAUCCCGUACCUCGGCCUCUUCCUCUCGCAGCUGACGUUCAUCGAGGAGGGCAACGAUCCGUUCAAUCCGGACGGGACCAUCAACUUUUUCAAGCAUCUCAAGGCGUACGAGACAAUUGCCGAGAUCCGGCGGUACCAGCUGAUGCCGUACAAUCUGCGGCGGCUGCCGCAGCUGCUGACAUAUCUCAACUCGCUCAGCUACGCCUCGAAUGCUGAGCUGUACGACCUCUCGAUACAAGUCGAGCCACGCGGCGCGUCGUCUGUCCCGUAG
Messenger RNA from Thecamonas trahens ATCC 50062, 2607 nucleotides. RefSeq lists its product as uncharacterized. Bases 1 to 2607 code for a protein of 868 amino acids. The record is from RefSeq and is a predicted model, not a curated record. Gene Ontology annotation, molecular function: guanyl-nucleotide exchange factor activity. The transcript is spliced from 2 exons. Lineage: Eukaryota; Apusomonadida; Apusomonadidae. Gene Ontology annotation, biological process: Ras protein signal transduction; positive regulation of GTPase activity. Gene Ontology annotation, cellular component: plasma membrane.